Salvia hispanica is the source of this 1661-nucleotide messenger RNA. NCBI's taxonomy places the organism in Eukaryota, Viridiplantae, Streptophyta, Magnoliopsida, Lamiales, Lamiaceae. The record is from RefSeq and is a predicted model, not a curated record.
UCUCCCAUGGCAGAAAUGCUAACUAAACUAUGGUCAGCAAUCGGAGGCCUAAUGCUCGCCUACACCAUGCUCCAAAACUUCUUCCCUCACGAAAUCACCACCCCCAUCAAACACUACUCCAAAAAGCUCCUCAACUUCUUCUACCCUUACAUCACCAUCAACUUCCCCGAAUACGAAGCCGACGACGCCUUCCAGCGCAGCUCCUCCUACGCCUCCAUCAAGCGCUACCUCAACGCCCGCUCUGCCUCCCAGGCCAAGCACCUCCAAGCCUCUGUCGCCCCCGACUCCGAGGCCGUGGUCCUCGCCAUGGCCCCCAACUCCAGCGAGGAGGUCGCCGACGUCUUUGAAAACAUCAAGCUCUGGUGGUCCUCCGGCGAGACCCAGCCGUCCAGCCACACCAUCACGUUCGGGCCCCGGGAGGCCGAGAAGCGAUUCUUCUCCCUCACCUUCCACAUCCGCCACCGUGAUGCUAUCUGCGACCGCUAUUUAAAGCACGUGCUCGAGCAAGGGAAGGAGAUCGCCGUUAUGGAGAGGAAGAGGAAGCUGUUUACUAAUAAUAGGGACAACGAAGGCGGCGGCGGCCCCAACUUCGGGCGGCGGAGGAGUUUGUGGAGUGAGGUGGUGUUUGACCACCCUGCCACAUUCGAAACCCUAGCUAUGGAUCCUGAGAAAAAGAAAGGAAUAAUCGAUGAUUUAACCAAUUUCUCGGAAUCAAAGGAUUACUAUAAAUCAGUGGGGAAGGCGUGGAAGAGAGGCUAUCUCCUGUACGGCCCGCCCGGGACGGGGAAGUCCACCAUGAUCGCCGCGAUGGCGAAUCUGUUACAAUACGACGUGUAUGAUCUGGAGCUGACAGCGGUGAAGGACAAUACUGAGUUGAGGAGGCUCCUCAUUGACACUUCCGGUAAAUCGAUUAUGGUGAUCGAGGAUAUCGACUGCUCGCUGGUGGUGACAGGGCAGAGGGAGAAGAAGGAAAGGGAUGAGAAGAAGGAAGAGGAGGAGAAGGAUCCGAUGAAGAAGAUGAUGAUGAUGGGGAAGGAGAGGAAGGAGAGCGAGGUGACGCUGUCGGGGCUGCUGAAUUUUAUAGACGGGCUGUGGUCGGCGUGCGGAGGGGAGAGGAUCAUCGUGUUCACGACCAACUAUGUGGAGAAGCUGGAUGCGGCGCUGAUUCGGAGAGGGAGGAUGGACCAGCACAUUGAGCUGUCUUACUGUGGAUUUGAGGCGUUUAGGGUUUUGGCGAAGAAUUAUUUGGGUUUGGAGGAGCAUGAUUUGUUUGGGAGGAUUGAGGAGCUGUUGGGGGAGACGAAGAUGACGCCGGCGGAUGUGGCGGAGAAUUUGAUGCCUAAAGUGAAGGGUGAGGAUAAGGAUGGGUGUUUGAUGAGAUUGGUGGGGGCGUUGGAAGAGGCCAAGGUUAAAGCGGAGGAGGAAGAGAAGGUCAUGGCUCAGAAAUUAGCUGAAGACGAAGAAGAGAAGAAGAAAAAGGCUGAAGAAGAAGAGGAGGAGAAGAAAGAAAAUGGCGUUGCAGAAAUACAAGGCUAGCAGCAGCAAAAAAAUUAGGAUGUUUAGGGAGUACUGAGUAGUAUAUGUUUGAAUUUAGUGACGUCAGUGUGGAUGCGUAAAAUUAAAAGCAUGAGUUGACUAAAUAUUAUACUGUUGGUUAAGCA